Ectocarpus sp. CCAP 1310/34 is the source of this 1986-nucleotide messenger RNA. The record is from the annotation of a GenBank genome assembly. NCBI's taxonomy places the organism in Eukaryota, Phaeophyceae, Ectocarpales, Ectocarpaceae.
AUGGAGAAGAUGAAGCAGGAAGUCGAAAGUGCAGCCGAGCGUGUGGCGGGGGAAGCGGCAGCUAAGAUGGCGGAUCUGCAGGGGAAAGUUGAGGAGGCAGAGGUGAGGAGUUUAGCGGAGGACGCUACUAGAGAUACGGUGGGUGAUGCCGGGGAUGGAGCUGCCGGAGGGGCGGCUACUUUUGGAGCCGGGGGGACGCCUAGUAUUUUCGAUGAUCGGGAGCAGCAGCAGCGUGACCGCGAUUACGUGCGGAAGGACCGGAAGCCACCGGUGUACGACGGCAACUUCUCACUGUUCAAGUCGCUGUUCGAGCUCUUCCUCGCCCGCGAAGAUCUAUCACACACACUCGCCAAGCCGGCGAGUCCAGACCAACGCAUCUGGCUCCUCAACAGGCUGCCAAGGAGCGAAAACGUCCGGUUGCACGAUGAGCGUCCCGUGCGCGAUCAUGAGUAUGCGUUUGAGUACUUGAUGCGCGCCACGAAGGGGGCAAACUUUCAGGCUAGAAUCCUUGCCGUUGGGACUGUGUCUGGGGCGUGGGAGGCUGCACAACAGUUCUGCCUGCCGAUGAGUGACUCCGAGCAGGAGGCCCUGAAGCUGUCUCUCACGAACGUGAAGGUCUACAUUCUCUUCAUGGCCAACAGAUCGCUCACUAGCAAGGAUAUAGAGAAUCUUGUGCGAAGCCUGCGCGCCGAGAGGGACCUCAGGAAUGAUGCGCGGCGGACGGCAGCGCCGACCGGUGACCCCCACGCUCUUCAUGUCGGCGGUGGAAAUUUCGGCGGGACUGUUGGGGAGAUUUUUGUCGUCAACAGCAGCAUGGUCUACAGCACUCCUGCGGAGGUGUUCCCGUACAGCAACCGUUGUACGGCGUGUUUGGCAGAGGGUGUUCUUUUCAGCAGCAGCGGCAACAACCGUGCGUGCAGCAGAGACGGCCGCAGCGGCGGCGGCGGCGGUGGCGGCGGCAUCGGCAGGAGCGGCGGCGGCGCGGACGGGUUCGGCCAAAGCGCCGUCACCGACAGCAGCAUCGGCGGGAGCGGAGGUGGUGCGGACGGCUUCAGCCAGAGCGCCGUCUCCGACAGCAGCAUCGGCGGCGGCAGCGGCCUCGGUGACGGGGGAACGGCAGCAGCAGCAGCGGCGGCGUCCGCGGUCGCUGCGUUGGCGUUGGGUGUCCAGACGGCCGCAGAGGCGGCAGUGUCGACAUCGGUGACGGGGGUAACGGCAGCGGCGUCAGCAGCAGCGGAGUCCCCGGUCGCCGCGUUGGCUUCGGGUUUCCAGACGGCCGCAGCGGCGGCGGUAGCGACAUCGGUGAUGGGGGUUACGGCAACGGCGACAACAGUAGCGGCGUCCCCGGUCUUCGCAUUGGCGUCGGAUGUCCAGACGGCCGCAGGGGCGGCGGCGACGGCACUGGUGACGGAGGUAUGUGACGAAGACUUGGAAAAAGCGGUUGGUGCGACAAUCAUGCCAUUGCCAGUCCUCGAGGAGGUUGAUAGCCAAUAUGCUCGGGGGGACGUGAGCAACAGCAGCAUAAGCAGUAGCAGUAGCAGCAGCUGCUGCAGCGAGGACAGCGGCGGCGAUGGGAGCGGGGAAAGGGGUUGGAUGAAACCUGGAGUGGAGCCCCGAUGCACCCUUUCAACCCCGGUGCGACAUCAUCGCGUGGCGCUAGGAGACGGGGGGCGGUACCAGGGUUGGCGUACCCCUUCGAUAGGGGCAGGAACGGGAGUGGCAGCUUCGGCGGCGGCAACGCCGGCAACAGCGGCAGCCGCAACAGCGACGGGAGUGGCGGCUUCGGCCAGAGCUCCGGCGGCGACACCGGCGGCAGCAGGAGCAGCGACGGGGGUGGCUGCUUCGGCCAGAGCUCCGACAGCUCCGACGGCAGCAGCAGGCGGCAGCGGCGGCUUCGGCGAGAGCCUCGUCGGCGGCAGCGGCGACAACGGCGGCGGUGGUAGAGGCGGCAGCAGCGACGUCACCGGCAGCCGUGAUGCGCCUUAA